This is a messenger RNA of Penicillium atrosanguineum, 1710 nucleotides long. Its product is annotated as putative C6 transcription factor. The record is from RefSeq and is a predicted model, not a curated record. The transcript has a single exon. Gene Ontology annotation, molecular function: zinc ion binding; DNA binding; DNA-binding transcription factor activity, RNA polymerase II-specific. Lineage: Eukaryota; Fungi; Ascomycota; Eurotiomycetes; Eurotiales; Aspergillaceae. Bases 1 to 1710 code for a protein of 569 amino acids. Gene Ontology annotation, biological process: DNA-templated transcription; regulation of DNA-templated transcription; response to xenobiotic stimulus.
AUGUCUUCUCAAUAUCAGCAGAGAUACAGCCAAGACGCGUCAUCGCUUUCCGGGCCAGUGCGACAGCGGUCAAAACAAGCCUGUCUCCCGUGCCGGCGCCGCAAGAGGAAAUGCGAUGGAAAUUUGCCCUGCAGUAUCUGUCAAGGGUACGGGUACGAAUGUGAAUUUGGCAAUGGACCUCAACCAACGAAUCUAAAACGACCUGUGCCUUCGGGAGGGUCACCUCAGCCUAGGAAAGCGACCCGCUUGGCUGAUCCCCAAGAGCCUCCAAAGCAACUCACGGAGUCCUCCAUAUUCCCUGGAAUUCUUGAGCCGUCAAAAGCUCGAUAUGUUGGAAGGUACUCAUCCAUCGCUUUCCCACUUUACGUCGGCUUGGAGGUUCAGGCGACCACGAUCCCGCGUCUGCACUCGUUUGCAUACCACACGGGUAUUCGCAAAGAGCCGCCCUGUGCAGUGACUUGUGAGGCUGCUCAAAAGAUUUCAUGGAAUACGAUGAGAAGUCUUCUAGAAGUCUAUACAGCUACAGUGCAUCCUGUGUUUGGCUUCUUGGAUCUGGAUCAAGUCUUCAUGCUGUGUGAGAGACACUGGCAUGGACAGCCCCAAGAUAUGGCCUUUGAGGCUAUGAUUAGUGGAGUCGUUGCAACGGCAUCGCUAUUCAGUGGAACCCUAGAUCAGGAUACUGAAAUGUGGUUCAUCUUACAUCAGAAAGAGAUCCUGGAAGAUUGUGUGAUUAGUCGCUUCCCUUCUUUGGAACAGAUUGCAGCAUGGAUUAUGCGAACUAUUUACAUGCGGUGUACUUCAAGGCCACAUGUGACCUGGCUGUCCAGUUGCACGGCCAUGCAUUUGGUUGAGGCAGCUGGCUUGCAUCAUGCAUCUGAAUUCGUGAUGCAGACAACUGGCAAUGCGACUCCGAGUACAGAGAUGUUCAACAUAAUUAAUCGGACGGCACAAGUUGCGACCUGCCUUCAUACUCUGAUUUCUUUCGAAUAUGGAAGAUCUAUCAUCACCUUGAACAGCCAUAGUCUCGAUAAUUUGCAACCCGCAGGCGGAGAGAAGGAUCUGACUUUUCAACUGUGUAGCCUGGUAGCUGCUGUUCCUACAAUUCGGACAGGGAAUCCUUUGUCAUUGAUGGAAGAGCUUUUCUCAUCUCUAGACAAGAUUACCGAUGUCGCCAUCGACCAUGACUUCCUUCUUUUACUACGCGCAGACCUUGCCUUGGGUAUAUACCGUCGGCUUCGUGUCAUGGAUUCCAAAUUUCAACAAGGACAUAACGAUCGCGUGAUUGCUGCAGGCACAGCAGCUCUGCCGGCAGCACGGAGGUUAGCUAGCCAAAACCAGCCUUGGUGGAAUGUCAUCGGCACUGCAUUUCAGUUUGCCUGCGCUCUCCUGGUUAUGGACACCCCGACAAGCUGUGAAACCCUCGUGGAAACAAUGGACACCUUGGAAAUGAUCGUUGAUCACCUGGACACACAUCUUGCCAAAGAAGCUCUCUCAACGGCGCGUCAGCUUGUCCGGGCUUCUUUGGAUAAGAAGAAGAGAGGUGUUGAAGCCCUCGAGCGCAUAGCUCGAGAUGCCUCACCCGACCCAGCCGUUGGCGGAACAAACGACCACCUUCAACAGGAUAUUGCCGCAAUGAGCCCAUCACUCGUAGCACAGUUACCACUUGAUCUGGAUUCUCUAUGGGCCAUGGAAUUCCAGCUUCCAUUAUGA